Messenger RNA from Mycena citricolor, 779 nucleotides. The record is from the annotation of a GenBank genome assembly. Lineage: Eukaryota; Fungi; Basidiomycota; Agaricomycetes; Agaricales; Mycenaceae.
CCACGACCAACAUGUCCACUCUUUCCUCGGUAGUGGCCGAGCUUGUUCGCGCCUCGAUGGGGAACUCCGUCCCGCAACAAGUCACAGACGAUGAUCUCGACCGCCACGUCGCCGAGCUCAUUCUCAAAGAGGCCAAGAAGAAGGCAGAGCGAUUCGGACAGGAUGGAAUCAAAGCGUACUUGCGUAGCGGGAUCUCGGAUAGCAGCGCUCCGCGCACGAACAAACGAUUCCUGACAUCCAUCAUACGAAGCACAGACGACCACAAUAGAACUAUUCUACAGGCACAAGCGCAAGCGGCGCAGGAACUGAAGCGCGAGAGAGACGAGCUCGAGAGGCGCGAGCGGCGGGCGCGAGCGGAAGAGGCGGUUGCAGCCGAGAAGAUGCGGCGGUCGCAUGGCAGUCGAAGCGGGGGCAGCCGGAGUCACCGAAAACGCGAGGAGAAGGAUGGGUGGGACCACUGGGAUGGCCGCACAGCUGAGCGGGCCAAGAGAAAACCACGAAACUGGGAAACAUGGGAUGGUGAGGACGAGGACGAGGACAAGAAACGUCGGGACGAGGGACAGGAACGGAAGGGGAUAGAGACCACCGGCCGAGUCGGCGGCGGUCAAGGUCGACAGAUCAUCGACACAGGGACGACGACAAACACACUGCAUCCAAGCACCGUCGCGACCGCUCUCAGUCUCGUGAUCGCGGCGAGGGCAGCAGUUCGCGUCGGCACCGGGACGAAAAGCGGUCUAGUCGCAAGUCCCGGCAUCGAUCGCGCAGCGGAAUCUGGAUGA